Messenger RNA from Polistes dominula (European paper wasp), 2562 nucleotides. RefSeq names its product adipocyte plasma membrane-associated protein Hemomucin. NCBI's taxonomy places the organism in Eukaryota, Metazoa, Arthropoda, Insecta, Hymenoptera, Vespidae. The record is from RefSeq and is a predicted model, not a curated record. Gene Ontology annotation, molecular function: hydrolase activity. Gene Ontology annotation, cellular component: endomembrane system.
ACGUUCCAACGUGUAUCAUAAAUGACAUAACAGUUUUACAUUUAUUUGUUUAAACAUAUUGACACAAGUCUCUUAUUAUAACAGGUGUGCGUAUCGUCAAACGGAAAUCAAUUUAAUUGAUACUUCCGUCAAUGUGGCAGUUUUAAAAAUAUCUUUUUUAUGAAUAGUAGAUUUUUAUGAGUUGGUAAAUGUCCUAUCGCCAUUAGUCUACAGUAUGCCGUUAUUCUGAACGAUUAAAGAAACAGUUACAUAAAUUACUCCUUUUUUUUUUACAAUUCUUAUUUCAUUGGCUUAAGAAGCAGAAUUUAACAACGCAUGCUGGAUCAUAAAACGUUUUUUUAAAAGAGAAAAAAAAAAGUAUAUCGUGGCGAUAAUUGUAACAUUAUAUAAUUUGUUCUUUACUCUAGUUGUUGUCUUUUUCAUUUUUUUUUUUUUCAUUUUUUUUUUGCUUUUAAUUUUCAUUUCUCUAUAAUGGGGUACCUUAAAAAAACGGGUACUGUUUUCAUUUAUGUCGCACUUUUCUUAGCUAUUAUUACGUUUUUACCUGGACUUCCACCAGAUGUUACAUUUUCUGAAUACAGCAUAAAACCAUCAACUAAACUAAGUGGAAAAUUAGAUAUUAAUAAUCGUUUAAAUGGAGCUGAAUUAUUGCACGUUGAUAAGUUAAAAGGUCCCGAAGCCUUUGAUUCAUAUAAUGGAGAAUUAUAUACCGGUUUGGAAGGUGGCUACGUUGUUAAAAUUAAUGAAAAUAAAAUGGAAACUUUUGUAGAAUUUGGUGGAAAGUGUGAUGAAAUCUUAAAGUAUCACGAGUGUGGUAAAAUAUUGGGCUUAAAGUUUGAUAAAAAAGGCAAUUUAUACGUUGUCGAUACUUAUAAGGGUAUUUUUAAGGUUGAUCCUAAAGGAUAUUACCAAAAAAUUGUAGACAUAUCUAAACCAAUAAAUAAUAAAGUUCCACAAAUACCUAAUAAUUUAGAUAUAGCAGAAAAUGGUGAUAUAUAUUGGACAGAUUCUAGCACAGAUUUUCCAUUGUACGAUGCAAUCUACACAACAUUAGUUAAUCCAUCCGGAAGACUUAUUCGAUAUAAUGCAGCUACGAAGACCAAUGAAGUACUAAUGGAAAAUCUGGCAUUUGCGAAUGGAGUUAAAUUGAGUAAAGAUGAAAGUUUUUUAUUGGUAGUAGAAUCGUUAUCUUCGCGUAUAAAUAAAUAUUAUUUGAAAGGACCUAAAGCAGGACAACAUGAAAUAUUACACGAAGGUCUUCCUGGUAUAUUAGAUAAUAUACAUGAAGAUAAUAAUGGUGGCUUCUUCGUUAGUAUAUAUAGUUAUAUAGAUGAGGAAAAUCCUAAUUUAGUACACACAUUAAUGCCGCACCCGAAUAUAAGAAAAAUGAUAGUAAGACUCUUAACGAUUAUAGAAUAUCCAUUUAAAUGGAUACAAAAUGCUUAUCCAAACUUUUUCGCUGAAAGAAUAGUUCAUGCGAUUGGUUCUUUAGAAACAUUUAGUUUCUUGUUUCCACCUAAGUCGAUAGUAUUGAAUUUUGAUGCGACAGGAAAACUUGUUGAUGCUGCAUAUGCGACAGAUGAAAGGAUCAAAAUGAUAAGUUCUGCUUUUGUUCACAAUGGUUAUCUAUGGCUUGGAUCACCACAUAGCAAAUAUGUAGCUCGAGUACCAUUGAAACAAGCCUUUCCACAUUUAGCACAAAUGGAAAAAGUAGUACAUCGUUCAAGUCAACAAGAUACAAAGGAAAUUCCAAAAGCACAUAGUACUACAAUUAAACCACCAAAACCUGUAGAAACUCCUACUGUUAAAACAACAGCUAAACCUGUAACCAAAACUGCUGAAAAUAUGGAAACUGGAAAAAGUCCUCAAGCCUCUACUCAACAGCCAAAAGCAACUACUUUGAAACCAAGUACAACGGCACCACCACCAACUACUACCACUGUCAAACCAAGUACGACAGCUGUACCAACUACCACUGUCAAACCAACUACACAGACAGCAGCACCAACAACUACUGUCAAACCAACUACUACAACGACAGCUGCACCAACAACUACUGUCAAACCAAGUACGACAGCAGUACCAACUACAACUGUCAAACCAAGUACACAAACAGCAGCACCAACUACUACUACUACUACUACUACUGUCAAACCAAGUACUGCAUCUCAAACAACUUCAACUCCAAAAGUAACCACAACUAAACCUGUUGUAAAACAAAAUGUUGAAACUGGUGCAAAACCUAACAAUCAAGAAAUUAAAUCUGAAACAGUGAAGCCAGUUGCAACGAAACCAAAUAUUCAAGUAGACUCCACGAAACAAAAUGUACAAGUUAACAAAGUAGUUUCUGACGUUAAGUCUGAAGCUGUAAAAGAAACAAAACCAGAAGUAAACAAACAAACAGUUCAAAAUACUCAAACUGAAGCUCAAAAGCAACAAGUUCAAACACCAGAACUUCGUAAUAAUGAAUCUCCUAAAACAAUAAAUAAUAAUAAUAAUAAUAAUAUUAAUAAUAACAUUCCAAAAUAGAUAAGAUAUUGAUACUGAUAUUAAUAUUAAGAU